UAAACCCGUACUUCCAUCCUUCACUUCCAGAUUCCGAACAAUUAGCAGUCUUCUUCGAUCGUAGUCGGCGUCUUCCUUCGACGACUCCCAGAGAUAAGUCUUCCUUUCUUCCUUCUCUUUCAAUCUCCAAGUCAUCCGAAACAAUUAGCAGAAACCUAGUUGUGCCGAUUCUUCGUCUGCGCGAAGCCGAUCUCGGGGGAUUUGAUUGGUGCCGGCGGGAAGCUGGUCCCGGGGGAAUCCAGUUGCCCGAUAAUACUUUGGUCUAACGUUUGAAGAUGUGGUUGUUGCUGAGCCAUGUCGUCUUCAAUUAACAAGCUGUUGAAGCCUUGAUUCUCCAGUUUGUUCUGUAAGAUCUGAAGAACAUAUAUCAUGGAAAAUAAUAGUAAGGUGUUUGCCAUGGCUAUGUUCUGCGUUUUGGCCAUUGCGGUGGCGUCGAAUGCUUCGUCUGAGAUGAAGCACCGGGCUUUGGCGGGGGAAGAUAAGGGAGAUGGGAAACCUAAUGAGGCUGAGAAGGUUGCUUCUUCUCCCCCUCCCACCUCGCCUCCGAUCCAAAACGUUGGGCCGACGGACCGGGUUCAUACCUCGCCGCCUCAACCUAGCCAAUCGUUGCCAAAUUCUAGCAAUUCUGAUUCCUCUAGCUCUGACAGUUCACCUUUGAUGAAUAGUUCCAUCAAAUCAGUGCCUCCUCCCGGACCAGAGAACUUGAACCCAGGGGCAUCCGGAAAGGUUAAUACGUCCACGAAUCCUCCAACGAAGGAAGAGCAUACGGAUUCUGAAACUCCUAAAAAGGAAGGUGACAAGCCCGUGCAAUCUCCAAUAAAGGACGACCAUAAGGCGCCGCAGGAUCCAGAGAAGAGAGGAGACAUGACUUCUCAAGGUCCAACAAAUGAUAAUGAGCCCAAAGGUAGUCAAGGAAUCGUAGAAUCUGGGAGCUGUGACACGGCUAAUGUUAGAUGCCAAACUGGAGUAUUGGCUGCUUGUCUUUGGCAACCUGGGAUUGAAUCCACGGAAUUUUUUCUUCUAGUACAGAAUACGGGGACAGAUGAUCUGAAUGUGAAUCUUGAAAGCCCUAGCAAUAUUAAAAUUGAUUCCAAAUCGUUAAAUCUAACGAAACACAGCAACAAAAAGGUUUCUUUUCUAAAUCUUUUUCUUUUUGUGUUAACAGUUGCAUUCAUCUUAAUGAGCAAUUGCUAUCUUUCUACAAAACUAAUACAUCAAGCUUCUUUAAUAGUGUUAUCAUUGCACCUCAGAACAUGUUGA
Messenger RNA from Dendrobium catenatum, 1260 nucleotides. RefSeq lists its product as uncharacterized. NCBI's taxonomy places the organism in Eukaryota, Viridiplantae, Streptophyta, Magnoliopsida, Asparagales, Orchidaceae. The transcript is spliced from 3 exons. The coding region runs from base 370 to 1260 and encodes 296 amino acids. The record is from RefSeq and is a predicted model, not a curated record.